AUGAUCAAAUCAAUGUUCAAAUUCAUCCUCAAGUUCUGGUUCCCUGAUGGAAAAGUUCACACGGUUCGUCCAGAAAGAGAUAUCGAGCAAAGAAGAAGACCAAAACAACGAAAACAACCAGAACAAUCAAAGGAACCAAAAGAAAUUCCACGUUGGGAAGAGCCAGUUGUUUUCGAUACCAACAAGCGAUGGGUUCGGGACCAAAUCUUCGACCGUAAUGAAUUCCAUCAAGAAUGCGUUGACUACCGUAACACUCUCUACCGUCAAUGGCAUCACUAG
Molecule: messenger RNA, 279 nt
Organism: Caenorhabditis remanei
Lineage: Eukaryota; Metazoa; Nematoda; Chromadorea; Rhabditida; Rhabditidae
Exons: 2
Coding region: 1-279 (92 amino acids)
Source: RefSeq, a predicted model, not a curated record